AUGUCGGCUCUUCCCAUCUUGCACCGUUUGGGUGCAUUAGCACGAACCAACUCUGUCAAGUCUCUCAUUGGAUCUGUGUAUUUAACAGAGACAGCGCAGGCAGAACAGCAGCAAACUUCGCCUUUCCAGGAACUGGCCCGUUCCUGGCCAUGGCUCCCCAAUCGGACAGAACUGAAGGGUCCGCGUCACCCAGUCGUGCUUUGUCAUGGGCUUGGGUUUUUCGACAAGACUCCGGAGGCACUGCCACGGUUUCAGUUGCACUACUGGGGCGGCAUCGUCGAUGCUCUACGUGCUCUUGGGACAGAGGUCAUCAUUGCUCGCGUGCCAUCUACAGGUACCAUUGCAGAACGGUCACGGGCAUUGCAUCGUCAGCUAGAGGACGUUCUAGAGCCUGGGCAGCAGGUUAAUCUCUUGGCUCACAGCAUGGGAGGACUAGACUGUCGGCAUUUGAUCACACAUAUCAAGCCAACGACCUACAAACCUGUCUCUCUCAUCACGCUCUCCUGUCCGCAUCGUGGCUCACCCUUCAUGGACUGGUGUCGGGACUACCUCAUAGACAAGGCUGUGCCGUUGUCGUCCGCCAUUCUGACAAAGACCAUGCUUGCUAGAAUGAUAGAUUGUCCGGCUUAUGCGAAUCUCACCACAGCAUACUGUCAAAAGGUCUUCAAUCCCUUGACCCCAGACAGCGACGAAGUAGCUUACUACUCAUUUGCAGCGUCUGCGCCGUCUGCUUUUCCAAUAUGGCAUCCGCUGUAUCUACCGCACCUGGUAGUCAGCGAAGCAGAAGGAAAGAGUAAUGACGGUCUUGUUAGCGUCGACAGCUCCAGAUGGGGAAAGUUUGUCGAUACGGUCGAUUGUGAUCAUUGGGAUCUGCGUGGACGCGGUCUUCCGGGCAGCAAGUUUCAAGUAGUCGACUUCUAUCGCGCUGUAGCAGCAUUUCUAUACAGUGAAGGAUUCUAG
Messenger RNA from Protomyces lactucae-debilis, 960 nucleotides. RefSeq names its product Alpha/Beta hydrolase protein. Gene Ontology annotation, molecular function: triacylglycerol lipase activity. The transcript has 2 exons. The coding region runs from base 1 to 960 and encodes 319 amino acids. The record is from RefSeq and is a predicted model, not a curated record. NCBI's taxonomy places the organism in Eukaryota, Fungi, Ascomycota, Taphrinomycetes, Taphrinales, Protomycetaceae.